AUGCAAGUAGGCCACUACCUAUAUCAAUUCUUAUGGCAGAGCCAUUUUUCAGCUCCGGUGGAAGAAAAACUGAUAAGUGGCGGAAGAGUUUUAGAUGUCGGAUGUAAUCCUGGCACAUGGCUUUUUGAAAUAGCAUCUGCAUAUCCGCUGACCGACUUUAUAGGAAUCGACAUCAAUCCUCUUUUCCCAAGCCCCUCGGACAUUAGUCAACACAAUAUCAAAUUUGUACAGGCAGAUGUGCUCGAUAAAUUACCGUUCGAGGAUGAUUCUUUUGAUUAUAUACGAAUGGCUUUAUUUUCAAAUACGUUUACACAUGACGAAUGGCAACCCGCACUUCAAGAGCUCAUAAGGGUGCUUAAACCAGGUGGUUUCAUCGAAUUAAUGGAACCAGACUAUCGUUUACAGAACAUGGGACCAGAUUCUGUACAGCUUGUCACUUCACUAUUGCAGUAUCUUUCUCUGCAGCAUGUGAACGGUGAGAUAGUUCACAAAUUACAACUUCUCCUUGCCGCAACUAAUGGCCUGGGUGACAUUGAUCAUUCUGUCCGAUCGUUACCCAUUAGUCAUCUUGGCGGAAAGACGGGCGUCUUGUUAGAAGAUUCGUUUUUCAUUUACUGCAACGAAGUCGUUGGCGAACCUCUUGCAGACUUUAUGGAAUUGUCGUUGGGAGAGUAUGAAGAACUGUUGCAGAGGGUCAAGAAGGAGUUUGUUACGUUUGAAACUUUUUGUAGAGUAUAUAGAUUUUGGGCUGUAAAAAAUAGAUGA
This is a messenger RNA of Paraglomus occultum, 765 nucleotides long. NCBI's taxonomy places the organism in Eukaryota, Fungi, Glomeromycota, Glomeromycetes, Paraglomerales, Paraglomeraceae. The record is from the annotation of a GenBank genome assembly.